AGGCACCACAGUUACUCGAAGAGAUCCUGCUAUCUUUGCCUCUCACUCAACCCAACCUCAGUUUCAGUCCUGCACCACUGCUCCCAUCAAGCACAGCUUUCCGCUACCAUGGUGUCGUUCAAGUCUCUCCUGUUCGCCGCGACGGCGGUGACUUCGGUCCUUGGUAUGCCGUUCGACUUCGCCGAGCGUGACAAUGGGAACUCGACCGAGGUCCUAGAGCGGCGUCAGGUGACGCCCAACUCGCAGGGCAACCACAACGGUUACUUCUAUUCCUGGUGGUCCGAUGGCGGCGGCCAGGUUACCUACACCAUGGGUGCUGGUAGCCGGUACCAAGUUAGCUGGAGAAACACCGGCAACUUUGUCGGCGGCAAGGGCUGGAAUCCCGGCAAUGGCCGAACCAUCAACUAUGGCGGUUCCUUCAACCCCAGCGGCAACGGGUACUUGGCCGUCUACGGCUGGACUCGCAACCCGCUCGUCGAGUACUACGUCAUCGAGUCCUACGGCACCUACAACCCCUCCAGCGGAGCGCAGUACAAGGGGCAGCACCAGAGUGACGGCGGCACCUACAACAUUUACGUCUCGACCCGCUACAACCAGCCCUCCAUCGAGGGUACCAGAACCUUCCAGCAGUACUGGUCUGUCCGCACCUCCAAGCGUGUUGGAGGCUCGGUCACCAUGCAGAAUCACUUCAACGCCUGGGCUUCCGUUGGUCUGAACCUCGGACAGCACGACUACCAGAUCGUUGCCACUGAGGGGUACCAGAGCAGCGGCUCUUCCGAUAUCUACGUGCAAACCCACUAAACGCUUAACUUGAGUCUCUUUCCCGCACGGAAAGAUUCUAUCUGUUUCGCAUUAGGGGGGCAGAGACGCCAGGGGCACGUUGUUGGCAAGUGGGAUGUGUGUACAUAUGGGGGACGAGCAUCUUGAGGAACGAUGGGCUUCGAGGUGCUCUGGUUGCAU
Molecule: messenger RNA, 960 nt
Organism: Chaetomium fimeti
Lineage: Eukaryota; Fungi; Ascomycota; Sordariomycetes; Sordariales; Chaetomiaceae
Product: concanavalin A-like lectin/glucanase domain-containing protein
Exons: 3
Coding region: 109-801 (230 amino acids)
Biological process (GO): xylan catabolic process
Molecular function (GO): hydrolase activity, hydrolyzing O-glycosyl compounds
Source: RefSeq, a predicted model, not a curated record